UGCUUUUGCAAAAGCGAUAUUUAGCACUCCACUUGUAAUCUGGCCCUAUAUUGGCUGCGUGAUACUGCAAUGCAUUUGUUUAGCCUCUUAAAGGCAAGCUUUUACAAUUUUAUAUUUAUUUGCGCAUCAUAUUUUUAACAUUUCCUGCUGUGCCUCCAGAAUUUUAGAAAACCAUCACCCAUUGUGUUUAUAUAAAUCCUUCUGCUUGGCACAUGUUCUGUUAAUUUUAAAAAAAAACAAAAAAAACACCUUGAUCCUUAAACAGUUAUUAUUGCACUUAAGUGCUUAUUUAAUAAUUUUGCUUUUUUGUCUAUUUACAGGUAAACUUUCUAACUGUGAAACUAAUGUGUACUGGUUCAGUGCUGCACAGGUUGCAUAUAUUAACACAUUUUCAAGAAAUUUGUGACCAUAACUACUUUUGUCCGUUUGUAUUUUUCAGUCGCGUCAAUGCUAAUCUUGAAAGAAUACAUCUGUACACUUUUCAUGGGAAGACUAGCAAAAUGGAAGAGCCCCAGACAAAUGUCGAAAGUGCUAACAAAAGCCUCAAAGAUGACAGCUAUUUCAGUUCCGAGGAAAUCCAAGGAAAUAAAACUUCUCUUCAGAAAAAUAUUUCUUUGACAGUGCCUGAAGAGUUACCAAGGGAAAGGCCUGAAAAAGCCUUAAAUAAAGUCCAACCCUCCCUACUUCUACAAGCUGGUACUCCAUUUGUCUCUAGUGAAAAUUCAAAAUUGCCUAAAGUGAAUGCUAAUAAUGGAUCAGUUUUAAACUCCACAACAAAUACUUCUGUCCUUACAACAGACAUUGUUUCACCAAUGACAGAAGUUUCUGUAGCCCCACAAACGGAUACUUGCUCAACUUUGAAAGUAGUAUAUGAACUUCAGCAGUCUUCAAAGAAUAUUAUAAAAAAAUCAAAUCAACACGUUUUAUUUUUAUUACCAGAUAUAGCACAUGCCAAGAAUGACAUCAAUUCCAUAUUUAAACAUCCUACCUCUCCUUCAGUUUCUUGUGAGACAUCUAAUAAUUUUAAUACUUUUAAGUUAGAUAGCACUUUAGCAGGGCCAGUUGAUAAGUGUGAAGAUAGCAAUGAGCUAUUAGUCAAUGAGUUGCUUAACCAGACCCAAGAUUGCAAAGAUACCAAUGAUUAUAUAAAAGAGACUAUAAUGGAUACUCCAAAUGAACUUGUAAACAAUGAAAAAGUAGUAGACGGGUCUGAAAAUAAUGGCACUAUAAGAGUAGAAAAAAAGAGAAAGAGAAAAAUGGAUGGUAGUAAGAUUACUCGUUGCUACUCAGAAGAUGCUUAUAAUGAUGAUAAUUAUUUUUCCAAGAAAUCAAAGUUAUUACAUCUAGAUAGAGUGGAAAAGAGUUCUGAAGAGCAGAUGUUUGGUUUACACAAUUAUGAAUUAACAAAGGUCAAGUCUGAAUCUUGUCUUGAUGAGCCGGAAGAACGUCUUCCAGAGCAAGCUGUAGAAACCAUGAAAAAUUUUAUCUAUAAUCCGGUUUGUGACUUUACUAGUGAAACAUCACCUAUCCAUGGUGGGUCUUUUUUCCCCAAUAGUUUGCAAAAUGAGCAUGAUCCUCAUUCAUCACCACCUUGUACAAAUGAUCAAGAGCCAUCGUUUUACCCGUGUACAAAGUGCAAUGUGAAUUUUAGAGAGAAGAAACACCUUCAUAGGCACAUGAUGUACCAUUUAGAUGGUAAUAAUCACUUUCGACAUCUCAAUAUUCCAAGGCCAUUUGCUUGUAGAGAAUGUGGUAGAACUUUUAGAGAUCGUAAUUCACUAUUAAAACACAUGAUUAUUCACCAGGAAAGACGACAGAAAUUGAUGGAGGAAAUCCGUGAAUUGAAAGAGCUUCAGGAUGAAGGUAGAAGUGCACGAUUGCAGUGUCCACAAUGUGUAUUUGGAACCAACUGCCCAAAGACUUUUGUACAACAUGCCAAAACCCAUGAGAAAGAUAAAAGAUACUACUGCUGUGAAGAAUGCAACUUUAUGGCUGUCACUGAAAAUGAACUGGAGUGCCAUCGGGGUAUUGCUCACGGGGCAAAACGCUCUGUUCUAACUGCAGAGGUAUCCCACAGAACAGUCCAGAAAAAAACUUCAUUGAAAGAACCUUUUUUUCUUUCCUCCAAAAAAUCUACAUCGUAUAUGUGUAAGAUGUGUCCUUUUACUACACCUGUCCGAAAUAUUUUAAGGAAACAUAUUGAAUAUUUACAUCCAUCAACUUCUGUGGAUCGGUUUAAUGGGCCCCUUGUACUUAAAAGUGAAAAUAUGAAUGAUAAUGAAUUUGUAGAUACUAGUAAAGAAACAAAAUCAUUCAUGAAACCAUCCUCCUCUUUUCCAAAGAACACUUUCUUAAAGCAGGAUGUUAAAAGAUCAUAUGUUUCUGUGUCUCAACCAAACAGUUUCACAAAGUUCCACAGAAAACACAAACUCCAAAAAGCUAGGAAAGGUCCAGCACAAUCUUUACCAUGUGGACCUUCUGUUUCUCCAAAUAAUUCUCUUUUAUUCUCUAGUAAUGACCAAAAACAGAGAUAUUUUCAACAAAUGAAUAAGGAAAAACAUGCCAGGGUGAACCAUACAUACAGAUAUAAACAGAUGGAUGGUUACAAAAUAAGGAAAUCAAGUGACAUUUACCCACUAAAUUUAAAAAAGGAACACGAAAAUAGUACUAAUUCUAUGCAGAUGCUUUCAAUACAUGGUGAUCUUCAAAAUGAUAAUUUAGUCAUGGAUUCACAAAAUUCAUAUGCUAAAAAGAUUGUUGAACGUAGGCAGGGGUCUCAAAAAAAAGUGCUAAAAUCAGAAGAGGGGCACCCAGUCACGCAAGAAGACUUGGAUUGUUAUCCAGAUUUUCUUCACAAAAUGACUUUUGCUGUAAUUAAGAAACUAGAAUCAUCUGAGAAGAAGGGUGAUAAUUAUAAUUCCUGGAGAAACGGUGAACUUCAUAGUUCAAACACGGAGUCACCAGAUAAUACCUACAGUAAUUCAAAAAAACAAAAUAAUUAUCCACUAUUCAAAGAGAAACUGAAACGUCGCCAUACUGGAGAUGAAACCAACUUGCAUUUUAAUAAUGAGGACUUUUAUUUUGAGUAUUAUGAAGAUGGAGAAGAAUUACAUGAAACGUCUGGUGCUAAUCUGGAAGAUGCAGAUUCUGCAUUACCAAUCGACAAUUCUGCAUUCCACUGGAGUGACUUGUCCCUUGAAAAAAAGGCAUGUCCAUAUUGUCCCGCAACAUUUGAAACCGGAGUUGGAUUAUCAAAUCAUGUUCGUGGGCAUCUUCAUAGAGCAGGAUUAACUUAUGAAGCUCGACAUGUGGUGCCACCUGAACAAAUAGCAACUAAUGACAAAAUGCAGCAUUUCAAGAGGACUGGAACCCCAACAAAAAGAGUAAGAAAAGAAUGCUGUGCUUUUGUUUACUUAGUAUUAGACUGCAAGCAAAAAAAGUCAAGGUCAAGAUCUGGAAGUAAGAAGAAAGGACUACAGUUACCUCACAGUUCUGAAGAAGUUUACAUCUUGAGAUGCAGGUUUUGUGGACUUGUUUUUCGUGGACCUCUGUCAGUUCAAGAGGACUGGAUAAAGCACUUGCAACGCCACAUUGUUAAUGCUAAUCUUCCUCGGACUGGAGCUGGUAUGGUUGAAGUAGAGCCGCUGCUUAAAAAAACUCCCUCAAUCACUGAAACUUCAUUUUCUCUACUCAUGGCGGAAGCAGCAACAUAGAAGAAAUGACCAUAUUAAUAACAAAACUCAUCUGCAUUGGAUGUACAGUGGAGCUUUUUUAAAUGUUGCUAUAUUUGUUUAUAUUGCAAAGGACAAACUAAAUACUGAUUUGCCAUAAUGUAAAAAAUAACUGUCCUUAAGUUACAGUAAGUUCUUUAUAUUUUAUUAGAAAUAAUUUUAAGUUUUGGUUACAUAAUGUGUUUAAUGUGACAAAGUCUUUUUAGAUCUACAAAACUUUUUAAAAUUAUCAAAGAUUUUAAUCGGAUUAUGAAAAUAUUGACCAUGAAAAAAUGCAGGCAUCCUUAUUUAAAAAAAAAGACUUGGAUGUUCUUAAAUUCUUUUUGUUUGUACAAAGUAUUUUAUAUAAAGAAUCAAUACUUCAAAAUGUAUUCCUUAAUUUAGGGCAUUAAGUAUUACCAUAUUCUUCAGUUCAAAAGACUGUUCAAUUCAAAUAAGGCAAUCAGUAAAUUUCUGUAUAGAUGUAUGGACGGUUUUUGUUUUAGUUUUUUAUGAUUAUUAUUAUUAUUACUACUACUACACAGAAGCUUUUGUACUAAAAAGUGGAGGGUGAAUUGUGAAACAAAUAUUUCUUUAAAAAAAAUGUACAUAGUACUGGAAAUUAUUUGUUGUGAGGAAAUAUUCUCUUUUUCAAUUGCAUUUCUCACUAACUGGCGCAUCCAUGCUACCUCCUUUUGUCAACAAAAUGUAAUUACCCAUUUACAUUUCCUAUUUUAAAUUUGAGCAUAAUUUUUGUUAUUGCAACAAAAGUAAUUGGUUUUCCAUUUUUAUUUGUGUUAUACUUUAGUCGAUUUGCCUUCUUACUAGUUUAUCAAAGCACAUUUCUAUAAAGUAGAUUUUUCACCACACUGUACAUGUUCUCAUUUUCAGUUUAUCUACAUUUUUAUCAUUCUAGCAAAACAAUAUUUCAACACAUGAGAAUGUUUACAAUUUACGAUUUUAGAUCUUGUUUUGGAUGUGGUUGUGUAAGAAAAAAUUGUGUAACACUAUGCUCAUGCAAAGGGCCUACUUACGGAAAUAUUGAAAUAAAUGUGUUGUGAGGAUGGAAGCAAGA
This is a messenger RNA of Bombina bombina (fire-bellied toad), 4785 nucleotides long. It is a transcript of the gene ZNF644, whose product is annotated as zinc finger protein 644. Gene Ontology annotation, molecular function: DNA-binding transcription factor activity, RNA polymerase II-specific; RNA polymerase II cis-regulatory region sequence-specific DNA binding. Bases 345 to 3713 code for a protein of 1122 amino acids. Gene Ontology annotation, cellular component: nucleus. The record is from RefSeq and is a predicted model, not a curated record. The transcript is spliced from 4 exons. Lineage: Eukaryota; Metazoa; Chordata; Amphibia; Anura; Bombinatoridae. Gene Ontology annotation, biological process: regulation of transcription by RNA polymerase II.